This is a messenger RNA of Lytechinus pictus (painted urchin), 4154 nucleotides long. RefSeq lists its product as uncharacterized. The transcript is spliced from 2 exons. NCBI's taxonomy places the organism in Eukaryota, Metazoa, Echinodermata, Echinoidea, Temnopleuroida, Toxopneustidae. The record is from RefSeq and is a predicted model, not a curated record. Bases 35 to 1822 code for a protein of 595 amino acids. Gene Ontology annotation, molecular function: zinc ion binding; ubiquitin protein ligase activity.
GAAUCAGGUAGAUCACAUAGUACUAACAUUCAAAAUGUCGCUCGGUUUUGAUAAACCUGAUGUGCUUAGUUGCGAAAAAUGUGGCGACUAUCUAGAUGAUGGCGCCCAUUUUUCAUAUAAAGUCAACACAAGGAUGUACCUCUGUAACUCAUGUACCAAGGGUGUUAAAGUUGCAGAUUUUCCUUGUUCUUCUGAUCAAAAGGACCGAUAUUGCGACGAUCACAGUGAAAGGGUAAUGCUCUUCUGCAACACAUGCAAGCGAGAGAUAUGUAUGAUGUGUGGAUUAACAUCACAUUCAUCACACGAGAAAGAGGAGCUCGAGAAAGUCAGGAAAAGACGCCAACAAGAAGUCGAGGAACAGAUGAAAGCUAUCAAGAUCAGAGAAAAAGAAUGGCUGCAAUUCCAAACGUUCUUUGAUCAGCGUUGUGGGGGAAUUGAACAACAUUUACAUACCGUCGAGCGACUGGUUGAAAACUCAGCAGAAGAGUGUGAGAACGAAGUAGACAAUGCCCGUCAGCUUGAGGAACAAAGAAUAAGGAAUGAUGCACGAGAAAGAAUACAAGAAAUUGAGAGGAUGAUGGAAUCGAAAAUUAAUUGCAACAAUAUCGAUGCAAGUAAUAACAUGAAACGUAUUCAAGACGCCAGAAUCACUAUCUUCAACAAAGUGUCAAAUUUGCGACAGAUCAGUGAGAAAAAUAUGUCAAGGAUGACUGGUGAGAUUAGUGAAAAGACUUCUUUGAUUCAUGCUGCUCUGCAUGAUCACUCAGUGGCCAAGGGUAAGGCAGCAUCUGCAUCGGUCGCUGAAAGUAAAACAAAGGAUUUGGCAUCUGCUCAGAGCAUCCCAUCUCCGACCGUGAUGAAGGAUGCAUUCGAACUGCUCAGCUCUUAUGCAAAUCAAAUAGUAUGGGUAUACAACAGAAGAGAGAAGCUGGGUGAGAGUAAUCUCGUUUCUGACAUUUGGACAUUGAGUCAGGAACACACCCUGAACCACGACACGUUACUAUGCUCCUCCUUUGGAAGUGAUACAGUAAUUUACAUCGAUGUGACAACGGAGUGCGUCCAUACGUUGGAUCUGAACAAUGGCCAAUCACGACCCAUAUCCCAAGGAGCGCGUAACUACAGGGAUUGUGUCUCGACUGAGAAACUUGUAUUAGCAUGUGAAAACGUAAAGGUAGGGUUGCAAUAUGAGACACACCUCUCACAACUUAAUCUACAAGGGGAAUCAUCAACCAAGACAACCUUAGUGUUGGAUCACAAGACAGAUCAUCCUAAUGCAGUCUACGCAGCAGUGAAUAAGAAAGGCGUCAUUAUGGUUGCUUUUGAUGGUUCCAACAGUAUCGUCAAAGUCAAAGACUUUUUAGACCCAUCUGGGACUGACCUAAGGCAAGGAUUAAAAGGAAAGACGAUCGAAAUAAAGGGUAAGAAGAUUAGAGGUAUGCUACACGCAACAUCUGGCGAGAAGUUCGUCGUUGCCACUGGCCAAGCAGAAUUCAGUGUAAUCAACGAAUACGGUACAGUAGAUGCUACAAUCUGCGACAAGGAAUGGGGCUUUGCUCUUUGUGGAACCGACCCACUUGAAGACAUCCUGUAUGUGAGCUACCAGUCAGAAGGAAGCGAGUUCGUAAGAAUCGAUGAGGUUACGCUGAAUGGGACCAUCAGAAGGAGAGGUGUUGUGGAAUACAAAGCAAACGGAAUGUUUUCCGAACCAAUUGUGACCAAAGGCAACCUACUCGCGAUCCGCAACGGCUGCGACAUCCGAGUCUACAAGAAGACACCACUCACGACAGUCUUGUCUUCCAUCGAUAGAUCACUAUCAUUCUAGUCUGCAGGCACAGAGUGGGUCUCCACGCAAAGACUAGCACGUACGAAUCUUGCUGAGCGAGAGUGCCUUCAGUACAAAAGACAUGAAUAGGCUGCACUUUCAGACCCUUAACUCGAACGAAGAGUUUGCAGAGCAGACUACUACAAAUCCCCGUCUGUUGAUUUGUCAAGUAUUUUUUUGGUUGCUUUUUCGCCUUUAUUCAGAUAAUAGUAUUACAUUUACUUAUACAUGGUGACAUAUUUUUUGGUACAAUUAUGGAUGAAUAUUAUCAUAAUCCACAGAUAAAAUAAGAAAACAUUUUCCCUUGUAUUUUUCUCGUUUGGUAUAUUAUAUGCAAAUAUCAAAACAUAAGAUUUUUUUCAAAGUUUUGUUGGAGUUUUCUUGAUGAUCAUAUUGCCAUCUUAACUGAAUGUUUGAACAUGGACCUACUAGCAAACCAACAAUCCCUUAUUUCCUCGGUUGAUUCCAUGGCAUUUGCUCCUUCGACAAUUGCUCCGAUGAAAUUCGAACCUCCAAAACUAAAUAAGCCGUAAUCCUUAUGUUAACAUUAAUCUGAACCUAAAACCCUAUUACGACCCUACCUCUAAAAUGUCUAACCAUUUGUCCUCUGAGAUAUUAAGACAGGACUCACAGGAGUAAAUGUCGCAAGAGCAAAUGUCGUGUCAAUCCACGGUUAAUGGGCACUAUACGGACAUUCAACUCGCUUGCUCCCUUUUGAUAUAAUAUUGAUUGAUUGAUUGAAUUUAUUUUCAUAUUUCACAAAGUAAGUAACAAAAUAUCAACACAAUACAAGACAAUACAUUUGAUUAUAAUAAUUCAGAAUGCAGUGUGGCAAAAUAAUUUAGUGAUAGCACAUAGUGAUAUUAAUAAAAUAAGUGGUAAAAAUGGAGGAACUUGCAUAAUAAGCAGAGCUUGUAAGUCUGCAGGUUCUUUCAAAAUAUUAAGAAAAAAACAAGGAUAUGGGACACACACACAAAUCAGACUACAUUGGAAGAGCCAAAGAUAAGGGGGAAAGAAAUAAAAUUAUUGUGUGGUAUAGAAUGAUAUUUAGUUCAGCCAUUUCAUCUUAACUGAGUCUAUAGCUGGUCAAAAGAAAGGAUAUUUAUUCAAUUCGAUAUGAUGAUAUGUGCUAUACAUGCACAAUUUUGUACGUUAAAUGUGUAAUGAGGUUUAUGCUUAAUUAGUCUGCACAGGCUAUACGCCAUUCGUCAAUACCGCCGGCUUUUUUUAAGGAUCGUUUUCUCCGCUUCCUAAUUUUUGCACGUAUGCGAAGAGUAAAUGAUGUUUGUGGAUAUUUUUGGUUUUUAGGUAAUUUUAUGACGUACACGCAUGCAUUCCAAUUAUCAUUAUGGAUUUAAUAUUGAUGAAGUACAUUGUGCACAUUCGUUUUGUUAGUUUUACAGAUUCCCAAAUGCAUGUUUUCUUCACUCCUGAUGCAGGGAGUUCUGUUAAUAAUUUAGCGUUCUGUGUUCGUGUCAUAUUCAUAAUAUUCAUUUGGGUAGUUCUUGAGCAUUAAUGCAUGUGUACUUUUGUCUAUUUUUCUUUUUGUAAGUUGAUAUUCUUUGGUUGAACUAUGUUUGUACAUUCUAUGUUUCGUCGCAUAGUUAAAUACUGUCUAAAAAGCGUUCUUAAUCUACAUAGGCCCUAAGAAAGUUUUUUUUUCAUACUUAUUUGUUCUUUUCCUCGCCCCGAAUGAAUGAUUGCCUUAAUAAAUGUUUCAAUGUUCCAUUUAACAAUUUCAUGCAGAGCCUGCAUUUUAAGCAAAUUAAAAUCACAUUAAGAAACCAUGCUAAUUACAUAAACAUUUGCAUGUAUGUUGAAUGCACCUUCCCUUUUCGUUCCAUGUGAUCAUUCACUCAGUUGAAUCAAAUUCAGUCGAGAGAAACUGUUAAGGAACACAAUUUGAUUAAGCAAAAAUAAUUUUUUCUUUACAGUGUUGUAUCCGUAUAUACGGGAGUUUUUGCAAUCAAUACGCAGACGCUUUCUACAACGCACCAAUUCCUUUGAAAAUGCAAGUCAGAUCACAAUGGACAGCUGAGAGGUUUUUGUCAAAAGAUGGUGCACUGGGACAGCAGAUUCAGAUUGGACGAAAAAAUGUCAAAUUAUUUCUUGUGUCUAGAGUCCAGAACGACACUACUGUUUUGAUUCAACAAUUUUUCGACAAAGGCUGUUUUUUUUCAUUGAAGGGCUUUUGACAAAAAAUUUUCUGCGUUAUAGAAAGCGCCUAUGUAGUGAUUACAAAAAUGCCCUGUUGAUAAUAUUGGCAAUUAAGACAUUGCACGGUGUUACUGCUAUCAUUAAAAUAAUAAAGAAGAUUAGAAAGUAAUUUCAA